Messenger RNA from Cucurbita maxima (winter squash), 1267 nucleotides. RefSeq names its product vesicle-associated protein 4-2-like. Gene Ontology annotation, cellular component: plasma membrane; endoplasmic reticulum membrane. Gene Ontology annotation, biological process: endoplasmic reticulum membrane organization. The coding region runs from base 246 to 1016 and encodes 256 amino acids. The record is from RefSeq and is a predicted model, not a curated record. The transcript has 7 exons. NCBI's taxonomy places the organism in Eukaryota, Viridiplantae, Streptophyta, Magnoliopsida, Cucurbitales, Cucurbitaceae.
ACCUCAACUCUUCUUCUUUACUUCAAUUUAUUUCUUCUCCAGUUCCGCUCUCUCUCUCUCUCUCUCUCUCUCUCCCACCAGCUCACCUUCCGCUUCCAUCGAAAACGAAGCUAAAAAUUGACCCCUCCUCCUCUUAACGGCCACCUUAAACUGCCGCUGCUCCUGCGCGCCGUGAAUUUUCCAAGGCCACCGACGAGUCUUUUCACCGUCCGAUGCUCUGAUUUGAGCUCUCUGAGGUUCCGCUGAUGGCUAUUGAUGAUCAAAAGUCAACGUCCGAUGGAAAGGUCUGGGGUUUUUUGAAGCAAACGUUUAGGCAUUCUGCCAGUGGCACUACUACUUCGUCUCGUACCUCUCAUCAGCCUCAUCCGCCCGUGGAGGGGAUGAAUCCUCACACCUCCGCCUCUGUCUCCUCCGUUGCUAGGUCGCUGCUCCCGACGCGGCGCCGGCUCAAGCUCGAUCCAUCGAAUAAACUUUUCUUUCCUUAUGAACCUGGCAAGCAGGCCAGGAGUGCUAUUGGAAUAAAAAACACGAGCAAAUCUUUUGUUGCUUUCAAGUUCCAAACGACUGCACCAAAAAGCUGCUUCAUGCGUCCUCCUGGAGCCAUUCUUGCCCCUGGAGAGAGCAUCAUAGCCACUGUUUUCAAGUUUGUUGAGGUUCCUGAAAAUAACGAGAAGCCAAUGGAUCAAAAGAACAACAGGGUUAAGUUUAAAAUUAUGAGCUUGAAGGUGAAAGGACAAAUGGAUUAUGUGCCUGAGCUGUUUGAUGAGCAGAAGGACCAAGUUUCUAUAGAACAGAUAUUGCGGGUUGUUUUCCUGGAUCCAGAACGUCCUAAUGCAGCCUUAGAAAAAUUGAAGCGACAAUUAGCCGAAGCCGAUGCUGCACUCGAGGCGCGCAAGAAACCACCAGAAGAAGCAGGCCCAAAAAUCAUCGGAGAAGGGCUCGUGAUAGAUGAAUGGAAAGAACGGAGGGAAAGAUAUCUGGCAAAGCAGCAAGUUGAAGGGGUAGACUCUGUAUAGGUUUGGUUUCAGUUUUCCGGCAAUGGUUCUGUAAUUUGAAAGGAAUUUCGAAAUGAACUGUGACUCGAGUAUCAAUUCUACCCUUAAAAAAGGUUGUGUAUUUUUUUUCUUCGUAUAUUGUCGAAAAUGUUGUUUAGGUGAACAUAUUUUUAUUUUCAUUGAAAGAAAACCCCCUGAGGAGAAGUCUUGUGUAAUUUGAGACAUCCAAUGGGAUUACACUUUUAUAUGUAGAUAUAGAUAAAUAUCCUUCA